AUGUCGCCUAGGUCAUCCCUAGACGGCAUUGGAGAAGCUCUAGAAAUCAGCUCUAGAAAUCCGCUCUCUACAUCUCUCGGCAACGGAGACGACGCCAUCCAGACGUCUCAACGACUAUCGGGCUCAGGUUCCACAGUUUAUUCCAACUCUAACGUCGAAGACCAUAAGCGGCAUAUCGGAGGUGACAUGGGUCGUGGUGCUGGAAACGCUAUGUAUAUGCCGCAAGGUGCCAUGACUAAGCUGUUGGAGGUUGUUAAGCUUCCCUAG
Messenger RNA from Paracoccidioides brasiliensis Pb18, 267 nucleotides. RefSeq lists its product as uncharacterized. The transcript is spliced from 2 exons. The record is from RefSeq and is a predicted model, not a curated record. Bases 1 to 267 code for a protein of 88 amino acids.